AUGGUUUUAUCAGCCCCAGUUAUAGCCCUGGGGGCUACCUUAGGGACUGCAACCAGCAUCCUCGCCCUCUGUGGUCUCACCUGCUUCUGCAAAUGCAAGCAACCUGGGAAAGGAGUCUCAGAAAAGGACCAAGAGGAGGAUGUGGAAAAUGCUAAGCCCAGCGUGCUUCAGCCAGCCCAGCAAUUCAACGUUAAGAAAACUGCAGAGCCUGUCCAGCCUCGAGCACUCCUGAAGUUUCCCAACAUUUACGGCCCCAAACCAGUAGUAACUUCACCUGAAAUUGUUAACUAUACGCAGUACUCCCUGAAGACAACAGAAGAACCAGCUGCUGGAAAACACACUGGUUUGGAUGAGAACAGGAUGAAGAUAGAAGUCAACGAAGAGCUGUUUGUCCUCCCUCAAAACGGUGUUGUCAAGGAUGUGUGUGUCACGGAGCACCUGAACCCCGAGAGGGCUGCCGGCUGCAACCAGGCCCCCGAACUGCGCUACUCCCUCGCCUACGACCCAGAGAAAGCCGAGCUGCGCGUGGCCCUUCUGGAAGCUCUGCAUGGCAGAGUGAGCGGCGACCAAGACGCUGGCUGCCAUUGCUACAUACUGGGCACACUGGUGAGCAAGUCCGGUAUUGCUGAGGCCCAGACAGAGCUGAAGAAGAAGGUGCUUCACACCCUCUGGGAGGAGGUCCUGCGAUUCCCAUUGGCCAAGGAAGAUAUGCCAGAGGGGACACUGACCCUCACCCUGAGAAACUGCGACAAGUUCUCCAGACACAGCAUUGUGGGGGAACUCAAACUGAGUCUUGCUAACAUGGAGGAGUCCUUCGGGACGGACCACUGGGAAAGGCUAAAGACCCCCGAGAAGGAGCCUUCCACAGGCCAUGGGGAGGUCCUGCUCUCCAUCAGCUACCUGCCAGCAGCGAACCGCCUGCUGGUGGUCAUUAUUAAGGCUAAAAAUCUCCACUCCAAGCAGCUGAAAGAUCUACUUGGCAACGACGUUUCUGUCAAGGUGACACUGAGGCAUCAGUCCUUGAAGCUAAAGAAGAAGCAGACCAAACGCGCCAAACACAAGAUCAACCCCGUAUGGAACGAGAUGAUCAUGUUUGAGGUGCCACACGAGCUCCUGCGUGCCUCCAGCGUGGAGUUGGAGAUGCUGAGCCAGGAUGAUGCCGGGCAGAGCCACGUGCUCGGCAAGUGCAGCUUGGGCUUACACGGCGCUGGCACGGAGAGGAACCACUGGGAAGAAAUGCUGAGGAACCCCAGGAGACAGAUAGCCAUGUGGCACCAGCUCCACAUGUAGGCUCCUCAUGAUUGCUGCCAACCAGAUGUCCACUCAGCCUUCGAGCCUGGGGGAAUAAGCUGCAUUUCACCGUCUACCUUCCCCUGCACAAAGUUUCUCAGCACAGCAUUCUUCUUAUGCCACCUUCUCU
Messenger RNA from Apaloderma vittatum (bar-tailed trogon), 1420 nucleotides. It is a transcript of the gene SYT13, whose product is annotated as synaptotagmin XIII. The transcript has 6 exons. Gene Ontology annotation, biological process: calcium-ion regulated exocytosis; cellular response to calcium ion; regulation of dopamine secretion. Gene Ontology annotation, molecular function: phosphatidylserine binding; syntaxin binding; calcium ion binding. Bases 1 to 1290 code for a protein of 429 amino acids. The record is from RefSeq and is a predicted model, not a curated record. NCBI's taxonomy places the organism in Eukaryota, Metazoa, Chordata, Aves, Trogoniformes, Trogonidae.